Tetrahymena thermophila SB210 is the source of this 1026-nucleotide messenger RNA. RefSeq lists its product as hypothetical. The record is from RefSeq and is a predicted model, not a curated record. Lineage: Eukaryota; Ciliophora; Oligohymenophorea; Hymenostomatida; Tetrahymenidae. The transcript has a single exon.
AAUUUACAAGCUUAUAAAAUAAAUACUUUUAAUCUAAUAAAACAUUCAUAGUUGGUUACUUCUAUGUAUAUUUUUUUAGAAGAUUAUAUUAACUUUUAUUAAGAUGAAGUACUUCUAGAUUCUAAAAUAUGCAACUAACUUUUUAAGAAAUAAUGGUCUUUACCUAAUAUUUUACAAUAUAACUUUUUACUAAAAAAACUUGAAACUUAUCUUUUAAGAUAAGGCAAAGAAGCAAUUAAUAUCUCUAAUAAAAUAAAUCCCUAACAAAUUAGUAACGAUUUAAAGGAUGAAGCAGUUGAUUUAGAUAUAUUUGAAUACUAAAUAAAUAAAGAAUAAGAUAUGUUAAUCAAAAACCCAUUUCUUACUGAUCUAUAAAAUUUGUUAAAUAUUGUCCUUUCAAAUAAUCUAAAUUAAAAUGUAAUUUACGAAUUGCACAUAAGAACAAACGGCUAAAAUAUGACAAAUUAUUAUACAUUUCAAGAUUAAGAAUAUUCGAAUAUUUAUUCAAAACUGAUAAAUUUAGACUAAGUUCACCUUUUACUUAUAAUUAAAAAUAGUUUAAAUGAACUUAAUAUAAAAUUUAUGUAAGUAAAUUAAAACAUAUUUAUUAUUUUUCAAGAAAUAUACCACGAGGUAAAACUAGAGGAGUUUUCAUUAAAGAAUUUUGAAAAGAUGAUCAAAAGAAUAGCUUAUAUGAAAGAAAUUUGUAAAUAAAUUUAAUUAUAAAAGUUUGGUAAUUUAAAGGAAUUAAGUCUAAACCUAACAAGAACUAUUGAUAUUGACGAAUAAAUGCAGUUAUUUAAGUGUCAUGAAAAUAUACUAGUUCUUGAAAUUAAAUUUCAAGAUUAUAGUGAAAUUAUGUUUGAAUUAAUCAAUCAAGUUAGAAAUCUUAAAAAAAUCAAUACUCUUGUUAUUUCUUAAAGUCAUCGAUAUGCUUAUAACUAGCUAAGGCAGAAAUAAUUUAACAGUUUACUUUAUAAAUUGAAAAAAGUUGUGGUUGUUAAAAAAUAAUACCAAAAUUAUUGA